AUGGACACCAAAAGGGGCUCUUUCGUCCCCCAGGACAUUGAGAUCCCGAAGAAUGACAUACCGUUGCGAGUGACCCCGUUGAGGAUGAAGUUCCCGGACACGCUGGCCGGGAGGGUGUAUCGCCUUCCGAUUACUGUGCAAAAUCUCGGUCGUUGCAACCAGAAGAUUCGGUUUCAGGAGCCUAUUAAGCCACAGUUCAAACUGAUUUUGGCCAAUCUGGAUAAAGAACUUGCUCCUGGCCUUCAUGUGACAGCUAUGGUGGAAUAUCAUCCAGAUAAAGAUGAAGACAUUUUUGAUCAACUACUUAUUUCAGUAGGAAAGAAAAUAAUAGAAAUCCCACUAAUUGGGUUGAUUCCAUUCUGUCUACUGGAAAUUGAGUCGGAAAUUGAGUCAGUAGUUAAUUUUGGCAUGUUGGUUGCCAAUAGUAAAGUAUAUUGUAAAGAGAUUAAAAUAAUUAAUCGUGGCAGAGUUCCAGGUAUGUUUAAGACAGAAUAUCAGGGCCGAUUACCCAUCCUCAUUUCUCCAACUAGUGGUAUUGUGGAUUCUAAGUCAUCGAUUGUUAUCAAAGUGAAUUUCUGUGCAGACCACCCAAGAAUUGUAGAUGAAGAGGCAAUAGUGAGUUUGCAGGAUCGUCCUGAUAUACACUUGAUUAUCAAAGCUCAUGUGGUUGAGCAGAUUAUUGAAUUGUUAAACAUGAAUUCGAAUAAAAGGUUGGACUGCAUACGCUUUGGUUCUAUUUUCUUUGGAACAUCAAAAAUUGAACGUGCAGUUAUACACAAUAAUAGCCCAGAACCCUUAAGUUGGGUGGCCAUAAUGCAUGAUGAUUCUGUAGGAGAAGAAUUGGGUACAAAUAUUCAACAAGGAACAGAUGUUGCUUUAAAUAAUCUCAACUACAUAAGAAAAAUAAAGAACAUAGAUAUUACCAACUUUAUCUCCUGUGUUCCUAAUGAAGGGACUUUACUGCCUUAUCAAAAGACUGUAAUUACAUUUUGUUUCAGCCCAAAGCUAAUAAUUGAUGGUAAGAAGGAUAUUGAACCUUCACACAGGCAGGACUAUGCUGUCUUUAUGAGAUUUGAGUUCAAAGGAAACAAAGAUGGAUUUUUGAGAGAUGAUAAUUAUAAAACUAUCAAAAGUGAUCAGUUCCAGAAAGUGGAAUUAGCACUGACAGGUACAGGACUUCCUGUCGUAUUACAGUUUAAUUCAGGAAAAGUUCUUAAUUUUACACCUUGUUUCAUGGGUGAACGUUCAGAGAUUCAGUGUAUUAUACAAAAUCAAUCCAAAUCACUUCCUGUGUUGUACCACUUUAAAAAAACUGCACAUUUUAAAGUUGAUCCUAAAAGGGGCAAAAUUGAUGAAGGAUGUACCCAGCAUGUAAUGUGUUCAUUUAUUCCACAUCAAGUUGGAUUCUUUAAAGUGAAGCAGGUGAUAGAAAUUAUUGGCUCAGUGGCAGAUGAAAAUUUGCAGUCUUUAUCAAUGAAACCUUUUUAUCACAUAUAUUUGGAUUUCAACAGCAUCUGCAAACCUUCCAGGAAGAAAGUUGUGAUGAAAAUUAAUCCUGGUAUAUCCCCUUUGGUAAGUAAUCCCGUGGGACAGUUUGUGGUUGAAGACUUGGCAAAAUCCAAGGAUUCCGCACCAGUAGCAAUGCUUCAAUCAGCCAUGACAAGCAUUCACAAUCACCACUCAAGUAAAAAGUCAAUGAAGGAUGCAUUGAUAGCCUUUCCCAAUGACCGAGCUGCAAGUAUCAGGUCUGGAGAUCAUCAUAAAAAUUUCAGGACAAUUUUCACAAAGAUUCCAAGAUAUAACUAUGUGGAUCCUGAAUUUGAAUAUACUGAAUUUGAAAAAUUGGAAAAGAAAUCACAUGAAAUUUACUAUGCAAAUUAUAUUAAAUAUUUAGGAAAUGUGCGCCUGCAGAAACAAGCAGCAAGGGAGCGCAAGUACUCAUAUAAUGAUACAGACGUAAGCUUACAACCAGCAUCGGGUCUAAAGUCACCCUCACUAUCAGUAGCAGAAAUAGAAGAAAAGCAGUCUUUGGCAGAGUGUCCGGUCAAAGCUAACCAAUUGCUAAGUACCAAGCAUAUAGCAUCCAAGGAGGAAGAAUCCCUGAGAAGAAAGGUUCUCAAAGGAUUUAAAUCAGAACCAAGCACGCCCCAAGAAAAACAUGAUUGCAGCUUAAUUUUGACACCAAAGCAAAUUCAUCAAGUAAUUGUUGGGCCUUCUGUCGUAAACUUUGGUAAUAUUUGUGUGAACUCCACAAAUACUCAUCUACUGCAUGUUGUUAAUAUGCUACCUAUGCAUAUUUUGAUUCAGUUAGAUAUUAAUUUUAAAGAACUUCAGAAGACCAACCAAUUUUCAUAUGUGAUGCCACCUACAUCCAGUACUUCUAUUUCAAUAGUAUUUGAAUCUCCCAUCAUUGGAAAAUUUUGGAAUUCCUUCAACUUUACAGUGAACAACAGACCCAGUGGACACAUUCUAGUGAUGGCAGUCGUCCAGCCAGUAGAACUUGAGCUAUCUUCGAAUGAACUUGUAUUGAGACCACAAGGUUUCUUGAUGAAAACAUGUUUUUGGGGGACAGUUAGGUUGUAUAAUCGUCAGAAUCAUUCUGCCCAAUUUGAAUGGCAACCGGUAAACACAGGAAGAGGGAUGGCAUUUUCUAUUCAUCCAGAUAAAGGCACUGUUGAAGCAUUCUCCUCACUGGAAUGUGAAGUAACAUGGCAUCCAAGUUUCAGUUCUCCAGAAAGAGGAGAAUUUAUUCUUCAUGUCUUUGAAGGAAACACUUUGACACUAAAAUGUGUUGCAAAUGUUGAUCGCACCAAGGUUACAUUUUUGGAACCAAAAAUACUCUUCAGUAAUUGUCCUCAAGGUUUAACAACUUGGAGGAAAGCUGUUCUUCACAAUGUAGGGCAAAGCCAUGCUUAUUUUAAGGUUUGUGAUCAGAGUCUUUUGCCUACCAUUAAUAUUAUUCCAUCUCAAGGAAUAAUUCCAUUUGGGGGAAUAGCUAUUCUCAAUAUCUCCUGUACACCCACUGUGGCAGAAAAAUUUGAUACAAGAGCAAAGAUUGCUAUUCGUCAUGCAAAUGUCAUAGACCUUAGGAUUGGUGGAUCUAUUGAGAUUGCUGAUGUUGAAAUCAAUCCGGAUGUAUUUAAGUUCAGUGGCACCUAUGUUGAUUCCACCCAGAUUAUUCCAUUUGUAAUAAAAAACAAAGGUAUAACACGUGCCAGAGUACAGUUUAAUCUAAAAGACUUUCCAGGUUUUUCAGUGGAUCUUAAAGACAAAUCAGGGGAAUUCACAGACCCUGCAGUUCCUGAUAUACAUUCCUUGGAGUUAGAUGAAAAUACGUCUCUGGAAUGUGGCAUAGCAUUUUCUCCCAAAGAAGUGGCAACAUAUGAAUUCAACAUUCAAGUUCAAAUUAAUUUCUUUGAAGCUUCAGAACUCUACACUAAAUAUUUGUCAAGUUCUUCGAAUCCAAAGAAAACACCACUUAUUCGACCUUGUUAUGUUCAAGCUACUGUAUUGCAAGCACCAUUGAGAUUAUCCAGUACUGAGUUUGGAUUUGAAAUUCCUUUACAUGAGAUGGAUCCUAAUAACAAGGUCACAAAUACUCAGGAUCUUGUCUUACAUAACAUUUCAAAACAAGACGUGCGAUGGAUUUUGGAUCUUAGUAAUACUGGCAAACUUUUCAAAGAUGGCACAUUCAAUUUUAGUGCACUGACUGGGAUUCUGGAACCACAAGAAAAGUAUAAAGUUUCCAUAAAUUUCUGUCCAAAUCAUAUUCGAAAAUACACAGUUAAAGUUCCUAUACUUUUAAAUGAUAAUCCGGUUUGCUAUCGAACAUUAUGUCUGACGGGAGAGGUGAAAUCACCCAAGUUAUUGUUUGACCCUCCAUUUAUAUUUUUCACUCCUGUUCCUUUGGAUACAACAACUAUGAUGGAUAUCAACAUUUUACCUCAAAACUAUUUUAGUAGUUCAACGCUACAUAUCCAGAUUCCUGCAGCAAGACUUCUUGACAGUGAUGAUGAGAUUCAUCCUCUUUCUGCUACAUUUCCAAAAGGCAGAAUCAUCACAGGCUCUCAGAGUGGAAUUAAUGAUGAGCUCACCUGCCACCUCAGUUUCAAAUCAUCUAAACCUGUGUCAUUUUUCACCAAUCUUCUGUUCUGUGAUGACAGAGAUAACUGGUUUUCACUUCCAGUUACUGCAACAGCAGAAAACUGCAUUCUUACUAUUUAUCCAUAUAUGGCAAUUCAUCUGGAUAAGCAAAAAAUUAUUUUAAAGAAUGAUAAGGAUGGAAGUCCUGUGAAGACAAGAGACAGCGUUUUGCUUCCCUACCAGGAUGCUAAAUCACCUUCUCCUCCUUCAAUUAAAAAGACAUCCACUGCUACUAAAUUUAAUGAUGCUGAAUCUGAAAGGGGAAACUUAUAUAUUGGAAUGGAAAUAAUAUUUGAAAAUUUGCACUUGGAUGAAAGUGAAACAUCAAUGGAAAAUGAUGGGUCUACAGAAAAGGAGGAGAAAAAUGAACAAUUAUUUUCUCCUGAAGAAGGAACAGAGGCAUACAACUUCUUUCAGAAGGUUGUAAAUGCAGCUCAGACCUGGUUCAGUCUCUUUGGUUGGCCUGAAGGACCUCAUUCUCUUUCUAUUCCGGAGACUAUAAGAAGAGAGGUGUAUAAAGUACAAUGCUACUCAUCGACCUCAUCACCCCCAAAAUUUUCCAGGCAAAAUGACUUUUCCAAGUACAAUAAGACAAUUUAUGAUAUACUGCUCCACUUGAGUGGAAAAAUGCCACCUGGAAUUAAUUUAAGUCAAUCAUUACCUGUGGAUAACAAUGAAAGGGUGAUUCAACUUCAUUUGCAACAUUCUUCACUUCUGGACUUUCUCGU
This is a messenger RNA of Carlito syrichta (Philippine tarsier), 4871 nucleotides long. It is a transcript of the gene CFAP47, whose product is annotated as cilia and flagella associated protein 47. The annotation marks the transcript as partial. The transcript is spliced from 30 exons. The record is from RefSeq and is a predicted model, not a curated record. Lineage: Eukaryota; Metazoa; Chordata; Mammalia; Primates; Tarsiidae.